Messenger RNA from Meira miltonrushii, 1309 nucleotides. Its product is annotated as putative porphobilinogen synthase. NCBI's taxonomy places the organism in Eukaryota, Fungi, Basidiomycota, Exobasidiomycetes, Exobasidiales, Brachybasidiaceae. The coding region runs from base 232 to 1266 and encodes 344 amino acids. The record is from RefSeq and is a predicted model, not a curated record. Gene Ontology annotation, molecular function: zinc ion binding; porphobilinogen synthase activity. Gene Ontology annotation, cellular component: cytosol. Gene Ontology annotation, biological process: heme biosynthetic process. The transcript has a single exon.
GCUAGCAUUCUUAUAUUCACUCAGUCAAUCAUUUUCACCAUUCCAAGAACGACUUUGCGAUUCAUCAAGUGAUCUUUCUGUCACUCAGAACAGCUUAAGCUUGUAAAAGUGUUUGUCACCCGACACUUCUUCAUUAUUCUAGUAGGUGGAGAAUACGCUAAAGACGUGGAACUUGCAGGGCCGGCUUUCUUCUUCCUUUCUUUCCUCAUCAUCACGAUCACAUAACCAAAGAUGGGCUCACAAUCAACGUCAAACGAGGUGGGAAUCUCAUCAUUGCUCCAUGCGGGUUAUGGACACCCUCUUUCACGAUCAUGGCAAUCACAAUCACGCUCACUAACAAAAGAUAUGUUCAUGUAUCCAAUCUUCAUCACUGAUCAAGAAGAUGCUGCUUUGGAUUUAGGAAGUAUGCCAGGUCAAAAACGUUGGGGUGUGAAUAGACUAGAAGGUUUCAUUGGACCUUUGGUAAAGAAAGGUUUGAGAAGUGUUAUCUUGUUCGGCGUCCCAGAAAAGAAGGCAAAAGAUCCUACCGGUACCCUUGCAGAUGAUCCACAAGGUCCUGUCAUUCAAGCAAUCAAAACAUUGCGUAAAUUGUUUCCCGAUCUUUAUAUCGCUUGUGAUGUUUGCUUGUGCGAAUACACUUCCCAUGGACAUUGCGGUAUCUUGUUCGAAGAUGGAUCGAUCAAUAACCCUCCUUCCGUUGCACGAUUGGCAGAAGUGGCAACGAAUUAUGCCAAAGCAGGAGCGCAUUGCGUUGCACCGAGUGAUAUGAUGGACGGACGUGUGAAAGCGAUCAAACAAGGUUUGAUUGAUUCAGGUUAUGGCGGAAAGGUUACUCUUAUGGCUUAUAGCGCCAAAUUUGCAAGCGGUCUUUAUGGUCCUUUCAGAGAUGCAGUCGCAAGUGCACCUUCUUUUGGCGAUCGAAAAUGUUAUCAACUUCCACCUUCUGCAAGAGGUUUGGCUAGAAGAGCGAUCGUAAGAGAUGUAAACGAAGGUGCCGAUCUUAUUAUGGUCAAGCCAAGUUUGCCAUAUCUUGACAUUCUAUCAGAAGCAAGAAAAGAAUUGUGUCCAGAUUUACCUUUGGCUGCUUAUCAAGUCUCUGGUGAAUUUGCCAUGAUUCAUGCAGGUGCAAAUGCAGGCGUUUACGAACUCAAACGAAUGGCUUUCGAGACAUCUGAAUGUUUGGUCAGAGCAGGUGCUACAUUGCUAUUAAGCUACUUUACACCUGAUUUCCUCGAUUGGCUGGACGAAGGACACCAGGUCCAAUGAAAGGAUAGGAAACAUGUCAUGAUUUCAUUACAGUGCAUGUAUC